This is a messenger RNA of Osmia bicornis bicornis, 1154 nucleotides long. RefSeq names its product mannose-P-dolichol utilization defect 1 protein homolog. The record is from RefSeq and is a predicted model, not a curated record. The coding region runs from base 135 to 869 and encodes 244 amino acids. NCBI's taxonomy places the organism in Eukaryota, Metazoa, Arthropoda, Insecta, Hymenoptera, Megachilidae. The transcript is spliced from 5 exons. Gene Ontology annotation, biological process: oligosaccharide biosynthetic process.
UAUCAGUCGGUAUAGAAGAUUAGUCAAACGAGCAGAUGCUAACCUAAAUGCUAGUAUAAAUGGUAUAAAACGUAAGCAAAGGAAAUCAUUCUUUACAUUCCAUAAGAGAACUGUGAAACGUAUGCGUUGCAAGCAUGGCUCAGUUCGUAAGAAAUGUUGCUCCUUUAUUGUUUACGGAGAAAUGUAUUGAAGAGUAUUUUGACGAGUUGAAUUUCUUUCACGUUGGAUGUUUCAAAGCAACGCUGAGUAAAGCUUUGGGCCUCGGGAUCAUCGGCGGGUCUCUCCUCGUUAAAGUACCUCAGAUUGUAAAAAUCUUUAAAAGCAAAAGCGCAGAAGGCAUCAAUGUUUUCAGCGUCCUAUUGGAUCUGUUUGCCAUUACUGCAAUGGUAUCUUACAGCUUCAUUAGCGGUUUUCCAUUUAGUUCAUGGGGAGAUGGAGUAUUCCUGGGAUUACAAACCCUAGCGAUUGCAGUGUUAGUAAUGCAUUUCAGUGGUAACACUGUUCAGGCAACUGCAUUUCUUGCUGCUUAUUUAGCAGUUCUAUUCGCUGCUACAAGUGGGGUGACCCCAGUGAAUGUUCUCUGGGCUUGUCAAGCAAUGAAUAUACCCAUUGUACUUAUCAGUAAGUUGAUGCAAGCUUACACAAAUUAUUCCAAUGGAAGUACCGGUCAGUUGUCAGCAGUAACUGGGUUCAUGCUCUUCUUUGGAUCUCUGGCAAGAAUAUUUACUUCUAUUCAAGAAACAGGAGACACAACAAUGGUGAUAAUGUACAUAUGCUCUACUGCUGCAAAUGCUGUGAUAGCUGCUCAAAUAUUGUACUACUGGAACGUAGAUGUGAAGAGCAAAGAAAAGACAAAGAAGAUUCGAUAAAUAAAUUAGUAAAUAUUUGCUAUUCUGUCGGUGCUAAAUUUGAGAAUAACAUGACGAACUGAAAUAAAUUCUACUAGUAUCCUGAUACUGGGAGUAUCAGAUGAAAUGAAACUUGCUUUCUUGAAGAAAGUACAAACAUAUUCAAAUUAAUAGUAUUCCAAUGGGGAAUAGUUAAACUUCGUUCCAAAUAUUGCUUCCUAAGUUGUUUCAAACAUUUCUAAUAUUACCAUUUUUUUAUAGAAUAAUACGAACAACUUUUUUAAAUAACUUAUUAUUAAUUUAACA